AUGAACGCUGAAGGGGACUUUUGCUAAUAAUCAAUAGGUGGUUGUUUUUAACUUUAACGUGAACAGACUUACUGCAGAAUGUCGCUGCGGUGGGAAGAGUUGCCGCUGUUGUCCACCUGUAGCACAUAAAGAAACUUCCUCCAUGGGUUGAAGAAGAGCGAAGUGAGGUCACAUUUGGAUGCAAAUAACGGUACGCGUCGUUAGCCGAAUGUUAGCUAACAAAUGUGUUAGUAGGCUAACUCAGGCUAAGUUGCGAUGGAGCGCGGGACUUUUUCCAAAUACUCCUGGAUUGAUUUCGCCUUCUCUGUCAUCGGAGUGUGUACUUUCCUGGUGGACUGGGGCUCCGACCUGUGGGUUGCCGUCGAGUUUUACUGCCAUGGGGACUUAUUGUGGUUCGGGGCACUGGUCGCCCUCAUGGUGCUGUCGUCCUCCGUGGUCCAAAUGUUCAGCUGGUUCUGGUUAAAAUAUGACCGACAACUUCCAGGGUUCCGCAGUGACAUCGGGGCCGAAGCUGUGCUCUUUGUGGACAAAGUGAAGCUCUCCUGCCUAUUACAUGUCCUGCAGCUGGGGUUCCUAUGCAGGCACAUCUCGGCCAUCAGACAAGGCUUCAGGGUGUGGUGGCGCAAAGAAGAAGGGUCGGAGUACGCUGUUUAUCUGACCCAUGACCUCAGCAUGCUGCGUCUCAUUGAAACGUUCUGUGAAAGCGCUCCGCAGCUCACGCUGAUGAUCUAUGUGGUGCUGCGCAACAACAAAGCCAGGACCGUCCAGUUUGUGAGCAUUGCAGCAUCAACCACGUCCAUAGCCUGGAUGGUGGUGGACUACCACCGCUCCCUGCGCUCCUUCCUGCCAGACAAGGCCAAGCAGGGCUGGGGCUCCUCUUUGGUCUACUUCCUGUGGAACCUGCUGCUCAUUUCCCCACGUGUCGCUGCCCUCGCUCUCUUCGCCUCUGUCCUGCCCGGCUACAUCGCUGCCCACUUCCUGAUGGUUUGGUUGGGCUUCGUCCUCUGGGCUUGGAGACAGAGGACAGACUUCAUGGACAGCGUUGGUGGAGAAUGGCUCUACCGGGCCACAGUGGGGCUCAUCUGGUACUUCAGCUGGUUUAACGUAGCCGAGGGUCGGACUCGUGGGAGGAGCAUCAUCUAUCAUACGUUCAUCGCUACAGAUGGAGGGAUCCUGCUGGCCACUUGGUGGUGCUACAGAGACCCUGUGACAUCACAGCCAUACGCCCUGUCGCUGCUCAUCAUCCUACCUCUCACUUACUUACUGGGACUGCUCUUUAAGGUCAUCUACUACUGCUGCUUCCACCCAAAACUGUGGAGGCCCCCGAUGAGGGAUCCAGGGCUGCCUGAUGACUUGCCUGAUGCAGAAGUGUCCUUCAGAGAAUUUCCCAUCCAGGACGGCACCCUGUCCUCCCAGCUGCUCAACAAAAGGAUGGCGCACAAUGCUGCACUCUUUUACUCAGUCAGUAGAAACACAAGAUAACGACUGAUAACUCUUGUUUUAGUUUGUUGCAAUCAUGUUUCCUGUACAAUCUGAUGAUAUCUAAUAUAAGCUUUGUGCCCGUGUAUCUGAUUGAUGAUUCAGUGUGGCUUUUGGAAACUCUUGACAGUGUAAUUGGCAUCAUUAGAUUGUAUAGGUGUACAUAAUGAAGUGCUCGGUGAAAGUAUGCCAGCCUGUCUUUAUCUGUGUUAUUUACAUAGCCAUAUUGUAUCAGGACAAUGCCACACAUUUUGGGAUGAUUAAAUGCCAAAUUGUCCAACACACCAUGGCCUCACAUUUUUAUAUAGCAUUUUCUAAGUGUAUUUAAAUAAAUCGG
Dunckerocampus dactyliophorus (ringed pipefish) is the source of this 1816-nucleotide messenger RNA. RefSeq names its product XK related 8, tandem duplicate 3 (gene xkr8.3). Gene Ontology annotation, biological process: phosphatidylserine exposure on apoptotic cell surface; engulfment of apoptotic cell; apoptotic process involved in development. The record is from RefSeq and is a predicted model, not a curated record. The coding region runs from base 256 to 1482 and encodes 408 amino acids. Lineage: Eukaryota; Metazoa; Chordata; Actinopteri; Syngnathiformes; Syngnathidae. Gene Ontology annotation, cellular component: plasma membrane. The transcript is spliced from 3 exons.